This is a messenger RNA of Onychostoma macrolepis, 1462 nucleotides long. It is a transcript of the gene snapc3, whose product is annotated as small nuclear RNA activating complex, polypeptide 3. The record is from RefSeq and is a predicted model, not a curated record. Bases 171 to 1319 code for a protein of 382 amino acids. Gene Ontology annotation, cellular component: snRNA-activating protein complex. Gene Ontology annotation, molecular function: core promoter sequence-specific DNA binding; bent DNA binding; RNA polymerase III type 3 promoter sequence-specific DNA binding. NCBI's taxonomy places the organism in Eukaryota, Metazoa, Chordata, Actinopteri, Cypriniformes, Cyprinidae. Gene Ontology annotation, biological process: snRNA transcription by RNA polymerase III; snRNA transcription by RNA polymerase II. The transcript is spliced from 10 exons.
AAUGCACAAAUACUUGCAGCGAGUCACAAAUGCACAGAGACCGAUACACAAAUGAAUGCCAGGGUGUAGGUGUACAGUACACUUCAGUACCAUAGGUGGCAGUGCUCCUAAAAAGUUGGUUGCCAUUGAAGAAGAAGAAGAAUCUUUGCGCCAAUGUUGUUUCACAACUCAUGGCUGAAUGCAGUGUUGUGAUGUGCGAAGAAAAGCAACAUGAAAACGUGCCUGUUUAUGAGUUUAUGGAUGUAAACUCUAAGGAUUUUCAUAUCGGCACAUUUAGGUAUUUGUGGCUGGAUGUGUUGAAUCCGGAGGUGUAUUCAUACAGUGACACAGCCCCAGAGAUAGAGGACGUGGAAUUUAUUGAAGAGCUGGGUAUUGAGCCAAAGACACUGGAGGAGCUCAAAAGCAUCUGCAGUGUUGAUUCUCUGAGAAGUGGACACAAAGACACAGACAAUGUACCGUCAGAUCUUCAUUUAUCCACACUAAAAUUACGCAAGAGAAGACAAGAUUAUAAAGAAACUCUCACUAGAGACACUGUUGACAGACAUGAAGUCUAUGCCAAUGAAAUGGAGAUGAUAUCUGUGGGUAAGAAGCCUGAUAACCUCAGAGACCUGAUUCCUGAGGGAGAAAUCAUAUUGACCUUUAAUAUUAUGUAUCCCAUUCUGUUUCAGCGGUUUAAGCAUGUGAGGGCAUAUCAGACUCUGCAUGUUUUGGGCUCUCAGAAGCUGAGUGAUCUUAGAGAUGCCAUCUGUUGCGUCAGUGACCUGCAGGUGUUUGGAGAGUUCAGCAACACUCCGGAUAUGGUACCACAGUUCAUCAGCAAGGAUCAUUACAAGUCUGCUUUCUUUUUCUUCAAUGGAACCUUCUUCAGUGACACACGGUAUCCAGAAUGUCAAGACAUCAGCAUGACCACACAGGAGUGGGCCCGAACCAGAGACUUCCCAGAAUUCAAGACUGCCAAGAUGGAAGACACGUCUUUCUAUGACCUGAAGAUGAAAGUUGGGUUUCCAUAUUUAUACACUCACCAGGGUGAUUGUGAGCAUAUUGUUAUCCUCACUGAUAUCAGACUGGUCCAUCAGGAUGACUGUUUGGACAUGAAUCUCUACCCACUCAUAACUCACAAGCAUAGAGUCGUGACUCGGAAGUGUUCUGUGUGUCAUCUCUAUAUCAGCAGAUGGAUAACAACCAGUGAUGCUUUUGCCCCUACGGACCCCUGCCUGUUUUGUGACCAGUGCUUUCGAAUGUUUCAUUAUGAUGAUAAAGGAAACAAACUAGGAGAUUUCCUGGCCUAUGCCUAUGUUGAUCCAGGCACAUUUAAUUGAUCUCAAACUUAAAAUAUACUACUAUUAUAUUGUUUGUAAAUGUAUUGUGAUAUUUUUGUUAUAUUCACUUUUCUUUUGGAAUUGAUUUCAAAAUGUAUUUUGUGUGCAGCAAAUCAGUUACCACAAUAAACAUUUUAACCUUU